UUCUCCGCAGAGGACGGUUGGACAGAGGGCUCAGUCGAGAUCCCACUACCCAAGACAGGCGUUAAGUAUGUAUCCGAGGAUGUGGCCCCCAGAUUCAAAGUCGACGGGAUCUAUCAUCGCCGCCUCAUACCACUCGUCCGAGCGGCAGCGGAGGACACUCGCUUCGCAGAGCAGUACCACUGGAUCCCUCACAAGCUGUUCUGGACACCCCGCACUGACGGCGCAGCCCCUCCCCACGGUGUGAAUCCCAUUCGCAUUAUCACUGAUACGUACAAUGCGGACGUGAUGAACAACGAGUUCGAGAAGAUUCAAACGCGACCGCGCAACUCUACUGAUGCUGCGGAUGUCGAAUAUGUCAUAGCCGCGAUUCUGCUGUGGUCGGACAUGACCCAUCUCACCAGCUUCGGGUCAGCGGCACUCUGGCCAAUCUACAUGUAUCUCGGAAACCUCUCGAAGUAUAUCCGCGGGAUGCCGACCGAGUUCGCAGCACAUCAUCUCGCAUAUAUCCCAUCACUCCCGGACGAACUGCGCGACUACUACAAAGAGCACUACAAGACGUCUCCCUCGGCCGACGUCCUCACGUUCUGCAAGCGUGAGCUUAUGCAGCGUAUUUGGCUGCUGCUACUCGACGAUGAGUUCAUGGACGCCUACAAGAAUGGCAUUCUGGUCGUCUGCGGCGAUGGAGUGACCCGGCGCAUUUUUCCACGCAUCUUCUCAUACUCAGCUGACUAUCCUGAGAAGAUCCUGCUGACUGCCUUGAAGCCCCUCUCGAAACAUCCCUGCCCCCGCUGUCUUGUCUCCCACAACAACCUCUGUGAUGCCGGAACCCCCGAGGACAUGCUGCGGCGGUCUGCUGACAAGCGCAAGGAUAGUAAGAAGGUUCGAAAACAAAUAAAGCGCGCACGUAAACAGGUCUUCGAGAAGGGACGCUCGCUGAAGAGCGAGAAGCUGAAGGCUCUCCUGGACUAUCAGUCCCUUAACCCCAUACAGGUAAGUGUCAUUGUCCUAUCUUGUGGGCUAACUGAUCACGCUGACAUCUCUCAACGAACAUUCCGCCUGUUUGUCCCCGACUUGAUGCACGAGGUUGAGCUCGGGAUCUGGAAGGGGACAUUCACCCAUCUGUUACGGCUAUUGGCCGCCCAAGGCGACAAUGUGGUGCAAGAUUUUAACAGAAGGAUGCAUGCGAUGCCAACCUUUGGUCAAGACAAGAUCCGCCGAUUUUGGAAGGACAUGAGCUCGCGCAAGCAGAUUGCCACGCGGGACUAUGAGGACUUCUUGAUAGUCAUGAUACCUGCUUUUGAAGGGCUCCUCCCGCUACGUGAUGAUCAAACCGUCGCUGACCUACUCUUUGAGCUCGCAAACUGGCAUGCCCUCGCCAAGCUGAGACUACACACCGCCGUUACGAUCAAAAUCCUCCGCGCCGCAACGACGCAUAUGACAGACGCAAUGCGGCACUUCGCGGCAACGACCUGCGAGCGAUGGGAGACGCACGAGCCUUCUAGGGAAGUUGAUGCCCGUGUGCGCCGUAAGGAGAAGUGCGGUCGCAAUGUACCGCCUGAAGCCCGUGAACGCCUCACGGUGCACUACAACACGCUGAACACCUUCAAGUUCCACGGUGUCCCGGAUUACCCCGAUGUGAUCGAGAUGACUGGCCCAAGUGACACCGGGAGCACGCAAGUAGGUGAACUCAAACAUCGUCACGUCAAGAGAUUCUAUGCACACACAAAUAAAAUCGGCUACGAGCUUCAGAUCGCCAAGCAUCUACGCCGCGCGGCGCUCAUGCGUGCGAUUCGGAAGCUUGACGACUAUGUCCCACGCCGUGAACGUCUGAGGCAAGACCGCCUUGCUUACAGUCGCCCAGAUUCGCCACUCCCACCAACUGACCCUCUCAAUCAUUAUGCCAUCUCGAACACCUCGCGCCUGGCGCUUGGCAUGCGCAAUUGGAUCUCCAGGAAUCGGGAUGAUCCGGCUGCAGAUAAUUUCAUUCCUCUUCUCCGCGCGCACCUUCUGGGUCGACUCCUCGACUUGCCGCAUGGGGAAGGCGGAGAACCUGGCACGUUCACUGAUGCGCAGCUCGACCGCAUCGAAGUGCAGAAUGACCGCAUCUAUCGCCACAAGGUUCUGCGUGUCAACUACAUGACAUACGACAUCCGGCGUGAUCAAGACGUCAUCAAACCGACCACCCACCCCGACAUCAUGCUGCUUGCUGACGAUCCCCUCUCCGCCCAUCCAUUCUGGUACGCUCGGGUCAUAGACAUAUUUCACGCUAAUGUACACUACACUGGUGCGGGAGCAACUCGUCUCAUGCGCGAGGGCGUACACAUGGAUUUCCUCUGGGUGCGAUGGUACUGCUUGGACAAUGACACCCCGUUCGGCUUCCCAGAAGCAUGCCUACCACGCCUCUCCUUCGUGGACGCCAACGACCUGGAUACACACCCGUUCGGAUUCGUGAACCCAUCCGAUGUCAUCCGCGGGGCUUAUCUGCUGCCUGCGUUCCACCACGGCUUCACCGACGCGCUCCUGCGGCAUUCACCCUUGGCUCGGCACACCUCCGAAAAUGACGAAGAUUAUCGUUAUUAUUACGCCUGCAUGUUCGUCGACCGGGAUAUGUACAUGCGGUACCUUGGCGGUGGCGUUGGACAUCGCGCCACAUGGCAAGACCGCCGCGAUCGCAUGGUUGACGACAACGAGGGUUUGCUCGAAGGCUUGGCAAACGAGGACACUGUUGACGAAGACGAAGACACAGACGAGGAUACCUCGGAUGAAGACACCGUAGACGAAGACGAAGAGGACGAGAUCGAGGAGGACGUCGUGGAGGCAGAUGAGGAUGAAGAGGACGAGGCGGAUGAGGCGGACGAGGACGAGGACGAGUACUAUGAGGAUGGUGAGUUCGUAGAUGAGGAUGCGGAGGGCGACGAUGCACCCGAAGACGACGAUUACUAUCCCGACCUCGUCUUCGCGGCUGAGGGGUUUGCACCCUUGUAG
Trametes versicolor FP-101664 SS1 is the source of this 2985-nucleotide messenger RNA. RefSeq lists its product as uncharacterized. Lineage: Eukaryota; Fungi; Basidiomycota; Agaricomycetes; Polyporales; Polyporaceae. The record is from RefSeq and is a predicted model, not a curated record. The annotation marks the transcript as partial. The transcript has 11 exons.